This is a messenger RNA of Camellia sinensis, 1043 nucleotides long. Its product is annotated as chlorophyll a-b binding protein 4, chloroplastic. Lineage: Eukaryota; Viridiplantae; Streptophyta; Magnoliopsida; Ericales; Theaceae. Gene Ontology annotation, biological process: photosynthesis, light harvesting. Gene Ontology annotation, cellular component: membrane. The record is from RefSeq and is a predicted model, not a curated record.
ACAAGAACCACAAGGAUAGUCACUGAAAUGAAACACACAAGCAUAUAAUACAAAACAUACCCUUCCAAGAUCACAACCCCCCCCCCUCUCUCUCCUCACCGGAAUUCAGGUCGGCAAAGAUGGCAACCAUUACGGCGCAAGCAUCCACCGCUGUCUUCCGGCCACGUGCCGCCAAAUCCCAGUUCCUUACCGGUUCUUCCGGCAAGCUCAACAGAGAAAUUUCACUUAAAUCAAAAUCUUCAUCACCAAGAUCAUUCAAAGUUGAAGCCAAAGGUGAAUGGUUACCGGGAUUGCCCUCACCAGACUACCUUAAUGGCAGUCUCCCUGGUGACAAUGGAUUUGAUCCUCUAGGCCUUGCAGAGGACCCUGAGAACCUAAAAUGGUACAUCCAAGCCGAGCUUGUGAACAGCCGGUGGGCCAUGUUAGGGGUCACCGGAAUGCUGCUGCCAGAAGUUUUCUCAACUAUCGGAAUAAUCAAUGUCCCCAAAUGGUACGAUGCAGGAAAAGCCGAGUACUUCGCGUCAUCGUCAACUCUGUUCGUGAUCGAGUUCAUCUUGUUCCACUACGUUGAGAUCCGACGAUGGCAGGACAUCAAGAACCCAGGAAGUGUCAACCAAGAUCCUAUCUUCAAGAACUAUAGCUUGCCUCCCGGUGAGGUUGGGUACCCUGGUGGCAUUUUCAAUCCCCUGAAUUUUGCACCCACCCAGGAGGCCAAGGAGAAGGAGCUUGCCAACGGGAGAUUGGCAAUGUUGGCAUUCUUGGGAUUCAUCGUUCAGCACAAUGUGACCGGAAAAGGGCCAUUCGACAACCUCUUGCAGCAUCUCUCCGACCCAUGGCACAACACAAUUAUUCAGACAUUCCAGGGUUACUAAAUCGAUAAGAAGCUAAAGGAAGAUCUUGUAUCGUCUAUCAUGUAUCCGUGAAUGAAAUGGUUUUUGAGUGAGAUUCAUGCUUCGUUGUAAAACAAUGAACCUUCAAUGUACAGUGGAACUAAGAUGGAACUAUGGCAUUAUCGUUUAUACUAAAGCGAUAUUAAUUUCAAA